Molecule: messenger RNA, 1834 nt
Organism: Morone saxatilis (striped sea-bass)
Lineage: Eukaryota; Metazoa; Chordata; Actinopteri; Moronidae
Product: prostaglandin E2 receptor EP4 subtype-like
Exons: 2
Coding region: 19-1290 (423 amino acids)
Biological process (GO): adenylate cyclase-activating G protein-coupled receptor signaling pathway; inflammatory response; negative regulation of inflammatory response
Cellular component (GO): plasma membrane
Molecular function (GO): prostaglandin E receptor activity
Source: RefSeq, a predicted model, not a curated record
UACUGGAAAGCAGAGGGGAUGAGACUACCAGAGAAAAUUCCCCCGUCUACUCUUUAUCUUCUUUUGCAAGUUGUUAAAAGGGAAAUGCAUCCUCAGAUCUACAACAGACCAAAGGAAAUAUCGCUAACAAACACCAGCCUGUGGGCAUAUUUGGCGAUGGAUAACCCAAACUUUACGCACGGACCUGUUACCAACGGGACGCUGGUCCAGCGUUCACAGUCGACCGGGGUCGAGACUAAAAUCGCUUUACCCAGUCUUAUGUUCGCUGGAGGCGCCUUUGGGAAUUUAAUUGCGAUAAUCGUCCUUUCUGUAUCAAGACAGGAGAGAAAAUCUUCCGCCUUCUACACGCUGGUUUGCGGUCUGGCGGUGACGGACCUGCUGGGCACCUGCCUGGCCAGCCCAAUCACCAUAGCCAACUACAUGGACCCGAAAGUGCUCCAACACCAUAAUGUCUGUGAGUUUCACUCCUUUUUGUUGCUGUUUUUCGGUUUAACGGGACUGACCAUCAUAUGCGCCAUGGCAGCAGAGCGGUACCUGGCUAUAUGCUGGCCGUACAUCUACCAGCGGUGGGGGGUGGACCGACGCUUCGCGCAGAGGUUCCUGUUAUUCAUUUACAUCAGCCACAUUUUCUUCUGCUGCCUCCCGAUGAUGGGCAUGGCGAGGAGCGAGCUGCAGACGUCCUGUACUUGGUGCUUCAUCGACUGGAAGACAGCGUACUCCGUCCUGUACGGCGUCGUCAGCCUGCUGCUCAUCCUGGGCACCAUCGUGCUCAACCUGUUGGUGUGCGGAGCGCUGCUGCUGAUGCGGCAGAGGACCGUGCAGCGGCCCGUCACCAGAGCCAGCGUCCGGGAGAGGUGGAGGGCUCUGUCCUCGGCCGCUGAGACGCAGAUGAUCGCGGUGUUGGUGAUGACCUCCGCGGUGGUUCUGGCCUGCUCAGCCCCGCUGGUGGUCCGAGUGUUUGCCAACCGCUUCAUGCUGAAUAAUAAUAAUAACGACACAGCCGACCUGGCUGCCAUCCGGAUAGCCUCCGUCAACCCCAUCCUCGACCCCUGGAUCUACAUCCUCCUCAGGAGGUCUCUGUUUCGUCGGUUACUCAGUUUAUCCAGGCAAGGCAGCAGCUCUCGCAGUAGUUCUACACAUUCAACACCACAAAGGAGUCUGUUUUAUGCUGGAGUUGUGAUGGACAACCAUGUGUUCACACAGCUGAUGUGCACCGCCAACGUCAUCAGUCAGCUGCCUGCCACCGUCACAUUCACUCCGUACGACACGGAGAACCUCCAGCAGACUUAAAGCAGACUGAAGACAUGUUGGACAUUCAUGAAUGUUGGCUGCUUCCUCACGCUGCAGGCAGCUUGGUGCAGAGCCACAGACGUUGUAGUCAGAGGGAUGAAAGGACUCACAGUUGGAUCGCCAAGGCUCCUGUAGGGUUAUUUAUCAAACAGAGGUGGAGGACUGGUUGCUAUCUACAGUGUGUAGACGUCUCCUGCAGGCACUCAGAUGUUAUUACCAAAGUGCAACAAUAAGACUGAGUCUUAAUAUUGUGCCUUUUACUGUCAUCCAGCGUCUCCUCGUUACCAUCACACCUCUUUUAAAGUUGCACUUUUUCCUCAUCCUGUCUCUACAGGAUCAGUUCACGGCUCCUGUCAGACAGAUCUUAUAGCUCCUCUCAUCUGGAGGCUCUGUUCAAUGACUCUUAGAAGAUCCAGGGUUAAAGGUCACGGUAACAGAACAAGAGUCUGUUUUCACUAGAAAUCCAUCCAUCGAAACUCAUUUUCUAAAAGAUGUUGGAGGUUGGACUCCUCCCUCAGUUACAGGCACGUAAAUGGUAAAUGGA